Messenger RNA from Torulaspora globosa, 624 nucleotides. RefSeq names its product centromeric DNA-binding histone H3-like protein CSE4 (gene CSE4). Gene Ontology annotation, biological process: rRNA transcription. Lineage: Eukaryota; Fungi; Ascomycota; Saccharomycetes; Saccharomycetales; Saccharomycetaceae. Gene Ontology annotation, cellular component: nucleosome. The transcript has a single exon. The record is from RefSeq and is a predicted model, not a curated record. Gene Ontology annotation, molecular function: structural constituent of chromatin; DNA binding; protein heterodimerization activity. The coding region runs from base 1 to 624 and encodes 207 amino acids.
AUGGAAUUCAGACAAUUGGAAAGCAGGGGAAUCCAGAGUGACACAGGAGCCAGGACUUUGAGCAAUGUGAAUCGGUUGUCGGUGGAGCAGGAGAGGAUCAACGAACGGGCUCUAUCACUACUUCGAAGGAACAGAGAGCGUCGAGAAUUGCUUAGGAGACAGCAAGAUAGGAGGCGAUACGAGCGAUUGCCUGAACAAUCGCUUGAUGUCCCCGUGGAGCAUCGUUAUGUCAGGAACAAUGAGGAGACACAUCAGUUCCAGGCAGAAAGAGGGCAGCAGAGAAGGAAGAGAGUACGGCACGCGAAGAAGGUCGUGUCGCACAAACGGCAUACACCGAGUGAACUGGCCCUUUACGAGAUAAGAAAAUAUCAGCGGUCGACUGAGCUACUGAUCUCCAAGAUUCCCUUUGCAAGAUUGGUGAAAGAGGUAACAGACCAGUUCACCACCGAGGAUCAACAGUUGAGAUGGCAGUCUAUGGCAAUAUUGGCGUUGCAGGAGGCGAGCGAAGCGUAUCUUGUAGGAUUGCUAGAGCAUACGAAUCUCCUGGCGCUGCAUGCAAGAAGAAUCACCAUAAUGAGGAAAGAUAUGCAACUGGCACGAAGGAUAAGAGGUCAGUUUCUGUGA